Molecule: messenger RNA, 1311 nt
Organism: Homalodisca vitripennis (glassy-winged sharpshooter)
Lineage: Eukaryota; Metazoa; Arthropoda; Insecta; Hemiptera; Cicadellidae
Product: neuropeptide CCHamide-2 receptor-like
Exons: 2
Coding region: 90-1295 (401 amino acids)
Biological process (GO): G protein-coupled receptor signaling pathway
Cellular component (GO): membrane
Molecular function (GO): G protein-coupled receptor activity
Source: RefSeq, a predicted model, not a curated record
UGUAUGUUUACAAUUUAUUUUACUCUAAGUUCUUGUUUAUAACUGUACGAUCUGAGUAAAUCAACCAAUUCUGACCCUGUAGUAGUGACAUGUCCAUGUUAUACAUGCCACCGUACCAAUUAGAGGAGCAUCAUUUGUAUACGACAGCUACACGAAUCCAGAGACACUAUGAGCCGAGGCUCGGGUACAGUGCUGAGGCCGAAGCUGAAGAAAGUUACGUACCGCAUCCCCACACGCCUCUCUUCUACGUGAAAUUCUUGGUGCAGUUCGUCGUCUUAGUGAUGGGACUGGUUGGCAACGCAUUGACAAUUUUCAUCUUCGUCCGUCACAGGAAGAUCCGAUCUGCCACCAACACGUACAUCAUCAGCAUCGCCGUGACCGACCUGUUGGUGACAAUCACCUGUCCUCUCGUUAUGAUAGUAAUGGACCUGGCCGGUACUUGGUCUCUGGGUGCCGUAACUUGCAAGUUCUCUCAGGCCACCAUGGAGUUCUCUACAUGCGCCACUGUACUCACCCUCACGGCCGUUAGUGUCGAGCGGUAUUAUGCGAUCGUCCACCCUAUCGAGCGGUACCUUUCCACCCAGAGAUUCACAAUUGUGGCCAAUCUACUUGUAUGGAUGGUGGCCGUGCUGGUUUCCAUCCCGAAGUUCGUCAGUUCUGGCAUCCGACAAGAACAGUUGAAUGGCACACGAGGUUAUACGAUUGUGUUGCGAUGUGCUUUUGUCAGUGAAAGUCCAGCAGCCCGAUACUUUUCUUUGACUCAAUUUAUAAUGUUCUACGUGAUUCCUUUCUUCGUGGUGGUUUCGAUGUACAGGACUGUGUCCAGGCGUCUCUUGGAGAACUCGAGGCAGAUGUUCAGCCGCUUGUCGACAGCUGGUCAGCUCCGCCAGGCGAACUUGAAUAGUAAAGUCGUGAUGAUGGUGAAAGUACUUUCGGCCAUAUUUUUUGUCAGCUUUCUGCCUUAUAAUGUUCUCAGGCUGAAGAUAUAUUUUGGUGGAAAUGAAAAAUUCUGGAACACUGCUGCGUCUUAUGCUUACUGUUUCGGGUGUUUACAUUUCUGGUUGAACCCGAUAGCCAUGUAUCUACUCUGCGACACUUUCAGGCAAUACUAUAACCAGUAUUUGUUUUGUUGUUUCUUCCGUUGGAAGACAAAAGACGUGGUGACCCCAGAGGAAAAGGACGGGAAUGUACCUCCAGAUACUACAGUUACCAAUCUGCUUAAUAGUGAUACUAUGUUACAAAAUAAUGAUACAGAUCAUCAUUACGAAACUAUAGAGAUAAGAACAAUAAAGUAAUUGUAUGAUAAGUAAA